AUGGACACCACAACGGUUUGGACAGGAGGUUGUCGGAGCUUCCUCAUGGACACAGAGGACCAUCUCUGCUUUCCACAGCAGCCCAACAUCUCCUGCCAGAGGCCCUCAUUUAAUUGGUCUGAAGCUAUUCUUUUCAGAGUCGUGCUGCCGCUGGAAAGCAUCCUCACCAUGCUGCUCAACUUGCUCGUCAUCAUUUCAAUCUCCCACUUCAGGCACAUGUUCUUUUUCUGUAAGCCUCACGGUGCUGCAAGGCAACUCCACACCCCCACCAACCUCAUCCUCUGCUCCCUCGCCGUCUCCGACUUUCUGGUGGGCUUGGUGGCGAUGCCAGGUGAAAGCUAUGUCAACACAUCCUGCUGGUUUCUUGGUGACGUUUUGUGUUGUCUGUGGAAUUACAUGCUUUUUAUUUCCGCGUCCGCCUCUGUGGGAAACAUGGUGCUGAUAUCAGCUGACCGUUACGUGGCUAUUUGUGACCCGCUGCGCUAUACCGUCAAAGUUACCAUGAAAAGAACUCAACUUUGUGUUGGUCUCUGUUGGUUCUUUACAUGUAUCUACUGUGGCAUCAUAUUUAAGGACUACUUGGCUCAUCCUGGAAAGUUUAACUCCUGCCGUGGAGAGUGCGUCUUGGGUUUUGAGUCUUAUGGAGGCAUCCUGGACAUGGUCAUGAGCUUCAUCCUUCCUCUUAUCAUUAUCAUCACGCUGUACAUAAGAGUGUAUGUGGUUGCGGUGUCUCAAGCGCGUGUCAUGCGCACUCAUCUCGCAUGCAGCAAAGUAAAACAGUCCGUAAGAGUAAAAAAAUCCGAGCUGAAGGCGGCCAGGAAUCUCGGUGUUCUGGUUCUGGUCUUUCUGUUGUGUUUUUGUCCGUAUUACAUUGUCAGUUUGAUGGCCGAUGAUGGGACUCUGGCUUCACUGGCCCAAUCUCUUCUUUAUUUGUAUGACUUCAAUUCGUGUGUGAAUCCCUUUAUCUACGCCUUGUUCUACCCGUGGUUUCAAAGAGCCAUCAAGCACAUUGUCACUCUGCGCAUACUGAAGCCUGGUUCUCGUGAGGCCCACAUACUGUAGUCAUGUUUAAAACGCUGACACAUUUUGGAGGGACAUUCUGUAGAAAGGCUUUAAGUCAACAUCGCAAUUUUAUAUCAAUAUUGUGUCCAUCAUUAAGAUUCUGUCAUUUAAAAUAUUGUUAAAAUGCAAAAUCCUUUUGUCUAAUGUUUCUGAGUUCUUUUACAGUAUUGUCUAGACUUAUCCUGCUCAAUAAAUCAUUGGUCCGAUAUAUAACGAGCAAUCAGGAAAAUAUUAAACAUUUGUUUUUAGUGUAUGCUGUUAGACAUUUGUGUAUACAAAUGUACAGUAGGUUACUAGUACAUUGUUGCAUGUGUUUUUUUGUAUUUACUUUUAACUGCGUGCUGCCAAGAAAUUAA
Molecule: messenger RNA, 1418 nt
Organism: Syngnathus acus (greater pipefish)
Lineage: Eukaryota; Metazoa; Chordata; Actinopteri; Syngnathiformes; Syngnathidae
Product: trace amine-associated receptor 1-like
Exons: 2
Coding region: 1-1062 (353 amino acids)
Biological process (GO): G protein-coupled receptor signaling pathway
Cellular component (GO): membrane
Molecular function (GO): trace-amine receptor activity
Source: RefSeq, a predicted model, not a curated record